CCCACCCUUUAAAGCCACGGCUCCAUCUUUCUGGCUGGCCGUGUACACAAACCGGAGGACCCAGAGGGCCCUGAGUGUUGAGAGUGGGCACAAGUGGGCUGUGACAGAUAGGGCAACGGAGCCUGGAGCAGCUAGCUACUUACCCAGGGCCCUACAGCUAACCAAGUGGCAGAGCCAGGGUCCGAACUCAGGGGCUGCUUGGAGAUGCUGCUUCCCCUUCUCCUCCUCCUCCUCCUGCUGAUGCUGCUGCCGGCCCUGGCCAUCCUCUGGCAGCGGCAGCCCCGGGAUGCCCGGCUGUCCUGGCGUGCUGGCCUCCAGCACCGUGUGGCAGGGGGGGCCCUAAGCUGGGCAGCUGCGUGGCAGCAGUGGAGACUAGAGCAGAGCACCCAGCGCGCAGGCCGGAGCCAGCAGCAGGCCCUGAGGUGGUGUCUGCAAGGAGCCCAAAGGCCCCACGUUCCCCUCCGGAGGACCACAGAUACAAGCACCUUCCGGAACCAUCUCCCUCUGACCAAGGCCAGCCAGGCCCAGGAGAAAGAAAGUGGGGGGCAGCUCCUGCCCCCUAUGUCAACCCAGUACUACGGGGAGGCCUCCCUGCAGGCCACCUUGCUGGGUCUGGCAGCCCUAAGCAAGGCCUACCCAGAAGUGCUGGCUCCGGGAGGCAUGGCCUGUGUGACCCCUACAUCCCCCUGGCCUCGCCCUCUCCCCUGGCCUUGGCACGCCCUGGGCCAGGGUGUUAGGGACCCUGGAGCCAAGCACCCUGGGGCCCUGCUGCUAGAGGCACUGAGGUCCCCAGAGCUGCGGGCACUGGAAGCUGGGACGGCCACUGAACUCCUGGACGUCUUUUCGGGCCUGGAGGCCGAUGGCGAAGAGCUGGCUGAAGCAAUCGCUGCCGGGAACCCAGGGCCACCUCUCCCCAGGCGGGCGGCGGAGCUGCGGGAAGCCCUAGAGCUGGGGCCCCGAGGACUGGCCCUCCGACUCUGGCCAAAGCUACAGGUGGUGGUGACUCUGGACGCAGGAGGCCAGGCUGAGGCUGUGGCUGCCCUGGGGGCCUUGUGGUGCCAAGGGCUAACCUUCUUCUCACCCGCUUACGCCGCCUCUGGAGGGGUCGUGGGCCUGAACCUAUGGCCGCAGCAGCCCCAUGGGCUCUACCUUCUGCCGCCUGGAGCUCCUUUUAUCGAGCUGCUCCCAGUCAAGGAAGGAGCCCAGGAAGAGGCUGCCUCGACCGUCCUGCUGGCCGAGGCCCAGAAAGGCAAGGAGUACGAGCUGGUGCUGACCAACCGCACUGGCCUCACCAGGUGCUGCCUGGGUGACGUGAUACAGGUGGUCGGUGCCUACAAUCAGUGUCCGGUCGUCAGGUUCGUCUGCAGGCUGGGCCAGGCCCUGAACGUGCGGGGAGAAGACAUUCAAGAGCACGUGUUUUCUGCGGCCCUGGGCCGGGCCGUAGGGCAGUGGCCAGGGGCCAAACUGUUAGACCAUAGCUGUGUGGAGAGCAGCAUUCUGGAUUCCUCCGAGGGCUCUGCUCCCCACUAUGAGGUGUUUGUGGCGCUGAGGGGGCUGAGGAACCUGUCAGAGGAAAAUCGAGACAAGCUUGACCACUGCCUUCAGGAAGUCUCUCCCCGCUACAAGUCCUCGCGGUUCUGGGGCAGCGUGGGCCCAGCCAGGGUUCACCUGGUGGGGCAUGGGGCCUUCAGAGAACUCCGGGCCGCCCUUGCAGCCUGCCCCUCGGCCCCCUUUCCUCCCGAGAUGCCCCGGGUCCUCAGGCACAGGCAUUUGGCCCAGUGUCUGCAGAGGAGGGUGUUGUCCUGAGCUGAGGCCUGCCCACUGGCCCAUCCCCCUUCAUAGGCCACCUCGCUCUUUGCUCUGCGGCCUCUCUGGAUGAGAACCCUUGGCCAAGGUCUUUGACUCUGUUACCUGACAGUGGCUCAUCAGAGCUGCCAGGCCUUAGGGAGGUCCGACCUAGUCAGCCCAUGCUGAGCAGCUGACGUCAGCUGACGUCUCCGGACGCCUGCAGGGGCCUGCCUGGAGCCCCGUGGCCCAGAUGCUCCCGUGUCUCCAGCCCAGUGCACUGCGCAGGCUGCAAGUGUUGGCAGUUAAUGCUCCUGGAAGCCACCCUCUGUCUACAAGAAACAGGAGUUGGAGAAAAAAACCCCAGCGUCAUUGUCCCUCAGUGCAACAAUUCUGAAGUGUAUUCUGCUCCAGUUGCCCACAAUGAUAACCCUCUCAAUAACACAGUUCUUACUGGUUUUCCUUCCUUCCAUCCUUCCCAUCCCCACUCCCUUAUCUGCUUUCUAGGAUCAUCUCCCAAAUAAACCUCUUGCACCAGA
Molecule: messenger RNA, 2324 nt
Organism: Mirounga angustirostris (Northern elephant seal)
Lineage: Eukaryota; Metazoa; Chordata; Mammalia; Carnivora; Phocidae
Gene: GHDC
Product: GH3 domain containing
Exons: 10
Coding region: 205-1806 (533 amino acids)
Cellular component (GO): cytoplasm
Molecular function (GO): acid-amino acid ligase activity
Source: RefSeq, a predicted model, not a curated record